AGGAAGUCCACUCUGCGCGUUUGGGCCUGGGCAGCGGGGCGCUCGGUGCUAAGCGCAGCUGGUGCGAUGGUUUACAUCUCCAACGGUCGAGUGUUGGAUAGUCGGAGUUCUUGGAGCGUUUCAUCUAUAACAGAGUUGUUUUGGGGAGUGGUAGAUUUUGUGAUUCUAUAUAUCCAGAGCAUCAUUAACCCACAUGUGGUAAGAAGAGGCACUGUAUCUUCUUCCUUUUCAGGAUACGAUGAUGGAAAAGGACCUCCUGGAUUUCCUCGCCGUAGAAUGGGUCAAAUAAGACACCUUGGUGGGGGUCCAGCUCCACCACCAAUGGGUGGAGGUGGAUGAGGAAGGUAA
This is a messenger RNA of Eublepharis macularius, 348 nucleotides long. RefSeq names its product selenoprotein K (gene SELENOK). The record is from RefSeq and is a predicted model, not a curated record. The transcript has 4 exons. NCBI's taxonomy places the organism in Eukaryota, Metazoa, Chordata, Lepidosauria, Squamata, Eublepharidae. Gene Ontology annotation, cellular component: endoplasmic reticulum membrane; Golgi apparatus. Gene Ontology annotation, biological process: endoplasmic reticulum calcium ion homeostasis; calcium ion transport.